Molecule: messenger RNA, 1419 nt
Organism: Phoenix dactylifera (date palm)
Lineage: Eukaryota; Viridiplantae; Streptophyta; Magnoliopsida; Arecales; Arecaceae
Source: RefSeq, a predicted model, not a curated record
AAUUUAGCCACCCCCGCCCUCCUCUCCGCUCUCCUCACCCUCCUAGUUUAUCCUUGGUUGGUGGGCACGAUGUGGUCGCACCACACCAAACCAGAUCCAUGCAAGCUAAGCGUCGUCUAGAUGCACAUUUGCUCAAGUUAUGGCGAGAUUGGCGGCUAUAUACGUCAUUUCGGACUCCAAGAGAAAGCUAGCGCGACUAGCUUUAAAUGAGAGUGUGGAACGAAAGAUUUUUCCUUCUGGUUCUCAGAAACGCGCAUAGGGUCUGACGGGAAGAGAUAGGGGUUGAAAAAAAAAAAGAGUUAUCAAAUCAGACAAGGUACUUGAGUUUGUGAGGGGAUGUUUUGAGAUCCCGAAAUCUCUGUGUGUUCUCCAAUUAUAUCUUGAGCCUGGCUUCCGCGACGUGGAUGGAUUUAAGGAGUGGAAGGGCGAGCGGAGGGUUAGUCUGCAAGGUGGCUCUUUUAUUCUGUGCUUGUCUCUGUUUCUUCUCUGUUUGUGCUCUGGUCUCAGGAACCGGCAGUGGGAGGGCUUCUGUAGAAAUUAGAAACAGGGGAAUGGAUUCUUGUAAGCAGUGUGAGGAAGCCUUGCUACAGUGCGACGCCGGCGUCCUGAGAGUUCCCCGUCCGGCGGCGCAAUGUAGGAACAUGCACGCUUCUCUGCUAACGUGCUCGUCUGGCCGACCAGGGCCCGUCCACGGCUACUGGUCUAUGCUAAGAUGCGCUUUUACCGUAACUGGACGAAUUACGAAAUUUCCCUGGGACCCACCCGAAUCAAUGUUGGACCCAUUUCAAGGCUCUCCGUACUAACAUGCACGAGGUGGUGACCGUAUCCCGCAGGGGGGUUGCAGGAGGCGCGACGUGGAAGGGGUAGCGGCGGUGCCCCGGAGGAUUCUGGGCGGGCCGGGGUCGUAUCCUCCGCGGUGCACGUCCAAGUGCGGCAAAUGUACCCCCUGCCGGCCGGUACACGUGCCGGUCCCGCCGGGCACGCCCGUGACGACGGAGUACUACCCGGAAGCUUGGCGAUGCAAGUGUGGCGACCGGCUCUACAUGCCGUGACGGCUGAAGGCCCAUUACAAGCAACAAAACUGCACAAGCUGCAAGCCCGACCAAUUUCAUGUUAUUGUUGUUACGUAAAUAUUGCGAAAUUAUUGAAGCUAGGAAAAGUGAAGAGGGGAUACACUGGAUUUUCUAAGUUGUUCAUGUGGAUCCUUGGCAUGCAAGUGUGCUGCUGUUGUUGAACGUAGCAUUGCUGCUUUCUACGUGCCUUGCUGGUUGGUGGUGCGGCUCGAGUGGAGUUGUGAUGGAGGGAGGAAGGUGGGACGAGAAUAAAAAUAUUUGUAUAUAGUAUAGUGAUUUUAUAGUGUUUUUGCUUUGAUGGCUAAAUAGUGAUAGUGGAAUAUCAACUAGUCUUGCAUUAAUUUUU